AUGUUUUAGCCCUCUAUGAGUGUACUUUGGACGUUUGGUCGUCACUGAAUUCAAUGUAGUUCUUCUACGAUAAUACAUAAUGGAUUGGAUCAACUACAGCUGUCUGUGUUACCAGAUGACACAAACUGACACAAAGGAACCGGGGGCGGUGACUGCGGGCCAGAUUUUUUUUUAGGGUUUUUUGAAGGCCAAGUUUCAACGCACAUCGUUAGGUGACCCUUUUCUACUUACUCGUCAUGACGUCUCAGCUCGCCCGUGAACUGGCAGAUUCUGUUGUGGAAAGGGAAAUUCAGCACUUUCUCGAACAGUCUGAAGUACGCCUUCCUAAACCAUUUGAUAUUGCCUCCAUACACGUUCCUUCCACGCCUCUCACGGAGAGGACUGUGAGCUAUGCCAACGAGGUGCUGCACCCUGCGAUAUUCAACCAUUCCAACCGCGUCUACUACCUUGGAGCAGCAAUGGUUCAAGACUAUCUACCGCAAUGGAAAUUCAAAUGGGAAGAUUACUUCCUAACUUCCAUUUUACACGAUAUCGGCCUUGCUCCAAGUCUCCAGCUGAAUAGUCCACUCUCAUUCGAAUAUAUCGGAGGCAUUCAUGCAAGAGAAAAGUUGGUGGAAUUUGGAGCUCCGCAGUUCCAAGCUGACGAAGUAGCGGAAGCUAUUAUUCGACACACUGAUGAAAGAGAGGGAUAUAUUCGACAAAGCGGAUACAUGAUACAGAUGUCUACCACCAUCGAUGUAACUGGCAGGAAUCCUCAGUGGUAUCACCCACAUACCAUUGAUCAAACGGUACAAAAGUUUCCGCGCUUAGGAUUCAACAACGUCUUUGCCGACGCUAUGGUGGCUGAGUACGAGCAAAAGCCAGGCAGCAACUUAUGCAAGCGUGAUAAACACAUCUACCUAGAGCGUAUAAGGAACAAUCCUGUGAUGGAAAGGUAUGACAGGAAGUAAAGUUGAGUAAAUGCUGGGCAUACUCUUGUGUUGGGCUUAGAUGAGAAGGAAGUCCAGAGUACGCUACUGUCAUGUUCCUUGAAACAUAACAGGAACUACUGGAAGUAUACACGUUAGCAAGGAAGUACCCUGCAGAAGAACCCGAAGGAAGCAUCCCCCAUACAGAAGAGAAUCUACACAAGUGUAAACAAACAGCCGAAAGACUUGCAAGAAACGUCGUAACCAGUCAUCAGGACUUACUGGAAGACCCCCAAGAAAACUACCAAGAAGACCUUCAAGAAGAACAGCCCUAGAAGCUAAGAAAUCGUCCAGAUUCAAAACCAAACUACCCGAACCCUAUAAUGGAGAACGUAAAACCGCA
Umbelopsis ramanniana AG is the source of this 1311-nucleotide messenger RNA. RefSeq lists its product as uncharacterized. The record is from RefSeq and is a predicted model, not a curated record. NCBI's taxonomy places the organism in Eukaryota, Fungi, Mucoromycota, Umbelopsidomycetes, Umbelopsidales, Umbelopsidaceae. The coding region runs from base 237 to 950 and encodes 237 amino acids. The transcript is spliced from 3 exons.